This is a messenger RNA of Mytilus trossulus (common blue mussel), 1003 nucleotides long. Its product is annotated as carbohydrate sulfotransferase 1-like. Gene Ontology annotation, molecular function: N-acetylglucosamine 6-O-sulfotransferase activity. Gene Ontology annotation, biological process: N-acetylglucosamine metabolic process; sulfur compound metabolic process. The coding region runs from base 1 to 978 and encodes 325 amino acids. The record is from RefSeq and is a predicted model, not a curated record. The transcript is spliced from 2 exons. NCBI's taxonomy places the organism in Eukaryota, Metazoa, Mollusca, Bivalvia, Mytilida, Mytilidae.
AUGGUCCCACAGAAGAAUAUAACAAGUGACAAUACAGAUAUUUUGUUAUUUGGUUAUAUGAAAGGGGAAACAACAUUUGUUGGGAAUAUUAUUGGUUGUAGGACGAACGUUUUCUAUUUUUAUGAACCGCUCUGGUCACUUUCUAUAGGAGGCUAUUUUACAAAAGACAAGGAAUGUAGCUUCCAUGAGAAAAACUGCAAGAGUAACAGAAUUUCACUGAACAUCCCAAAACUUCUGAGUUCUUUGUAUGAUUGUAAUACUGAAACUAUUGAAAAGUUAACAACAGAGGUGCAAACAAAAAUCACAUGUACCAGUAGUGGUAGUACCAGCACAGCUUUUAAAGAAAGGAACAUUUCAAAACUAAAAACAAUUUGUACCUCUGCGAAAUCCCGAGUGGCAAAGGUACUUCGAAUAGGAGCUGACUUGAUAGAAGGUCUGCUUCAUAUAAGACCUAAUUUAAAAAUAAUAUAUUUAUAUCGAGAUCCUAGAGCAAUUAUUCGUUCAAGAACGAAACAUCUGAAAGGGUCAAUAACAGCAAUGACCAAAUCAGUGUGUGGUAAAAUGGACAUUGACAGUAGAAUCAUGUUGGAAUUAGGAAAUAGGUAUCCAGAAAAUAUAAUUUUUAUUUCUGCUGAACGUAUAGCAAAGGAUCCUAUUAGUAUUUCGCAAAGACUGUUUGACUUUCUAGAACUUAAUUUUUCCAAAGCACUUGAGAAUAAAAUCAUUUAUUUAUCAUACGAAGGUAGCUGGUAUAACAGUCAGAAGAAAUCACGUGUUUUAUCAGUAAAUAGCGGCUUUUUAAAGUCAAUGAAAUGGCGGACACUUUUGUCGAUAAAGGAUAAGAAAGAAAUAGACAAAUUAUGUCAAUCUGUUUAUCGCCGUCUUGGAUAUCAUGAAAUGUCGUCUGAGGAAUCGUUCAGAAAUAUAUAUAGCUCAAAUAUAGUGCCUAUUGAUGAACAUAAAUCGACAUGGUUAUAAGCCUCGUUCUAAAUCUAUGUUACUC